This is a messenger RNA of Mus pahari (shrew mouse), 5646 nucleotides long. It is a transcript of the gene Rcor1, whose product is annotated as REST corepressor 1. NCBI's taxonomy places the organism in Eukaryota, Metazoa, Chordata, Mammalia, Rodentia, Muridae. Gene Ontology annotation, biological process: regulation of transcription by RNA polymerase II; negative regulation of DNA-templated transcription. Gene Ontology annotation, molecular function: transcription corepressor activity. The coding region runs from base 247 to 1680 and encodes 477 amino acids. The record is from RefSeq and is a predicted model, not a curated record. The transcript has 12 exons. Gene Ontology annotation, cellular component: histone deacetylase complex; transcription regulator complex.
AGUAGUUAGAGCCAGCGAAGUGCGGGCGGCGAUGAGAGCCAAAGUUGCGCUCCGUUCGGCGUCCGGGGCUUGAGGCGGCUCGCUGCUCCGCCGGUCUGGGCCUCCUCUAGCCCCAACUCGCGCCAGCGGAUCCCGCGCGCUCGCCCGCCCGGCCCGGCGCCCACCUGCGCCCCCUGCCCGCGGCCCGCCGCCCGCGCCUCGCAAGCCGGGGUCCCCGUCACUUUGGCCCGGCCCCGGGCCCCGCCGAUGCCGGCCAUGGUGGAGAAGGGCCCCGAGGUCUCAGGGAAGCGGCGAGGGAGGAACACGGCGGCCUCCGCAGCCUCGGCCGCCGCCUCGGCCGCCGCCUCAGCCGCCGCCUCGGCCGGCACCGCCUCUGCCUCGGCCACCGCCGCCGCCUCGGCCGCCGCCGCCCCCAAUAAUGGCCAGAAUAAAAGUUUGGCGGCGGCGGCUCCCAACGGGAACAGCGGCAGCAACUCCUGGGAGGAAGGCAGCUCGGGCUCGUCCAGCGACGAGGAGCACGGUGGCGGUGGCAUGCGGGUGGGACCCCAGUACCAAGCGGCGGUGCCCGACUUCGAUCCCGCCAAACUGGCAAGGCGCAGUCAAGAACGAGACAAUCUUGGCAUGUUGGUCUGGUCACCUAAUCAGAGUCUUUCUGAAGCAAAACUGGACGAGUACAUCGCUAUUGCCAAAGAGAAGCAUGGGUACAACAUGGAGCAGGCUCUUGGGAUGCUCUUUUGGCAUAAGCAUAAUAUUGAAAAAUCACUGGCCGACUUGCCCAACUUCACCCCCUUUCCAGAUGAGUGGACUGUAGAAGACAAGGUCUUGUUUGAGCAAGCCUUUAGUUUUCAUGGGAAAACUUUUCAUAGGAUCCAGCAAAUGCUUCCUGAUAAAUCCAUCGCAAGUUUGGUGAAGUUUUACUACUCUUGGAAGAAAACUAGAACUAAAACGAGUGUAAUGGAUCGCCAUGCUCGGAAACAAAAGCGGGAGCGGGAAGAAAGUGAGGAUGAACUGGAGGAAACAAACGGCGGUAAUCCCGUUGACAUUGAGAUUGAUCCAAACAAGGAAAGCAAAAAGGAGGUACCCCCUACUGAGACAGUUCCUCAGGUCAAAAAAGAAAAGCACAGCACACAAGCUAAAAAUAGAGCAAAGAGGAAACCUCCGAAAGGCAUGUUUCUUUCUCAAGAAGAUGUGGAGGCUGUGUCUGCUAAUGCUACUGCUGCGACCACGGUGCUGAGACAGCUGGACAUGGAGCUGGUCUCCAUCAAACGACAGAUUCAGAACAUCAAGCAGACGAACAGUGCUCUUAAAGAGAAGCUUGAUGGUGGAAUAGAGCCUUACCGACUCCCAGAGGUUAUUCAGAAAUGCAACGCUCGCUGGACAACGGAAGAGCAGCUUCUCGCCGUACAAGCCAUUAGGAAAUAUGGGCGAGAUUUUCAGGCGAUCUCAGAUGUAAUUGGGAACAAGUCAGUUGUUCAGGUGAAAAACUUUUUUGUAAAUUAUCGGCGCCGCUUCAACAUAGAUGAAGUUUUACAAGAAUGGGAAGCAGAACACGGGAAAGACGAGACCAAUGGGCCCGCUAACCAGAAACCCAUCAAGUCCCCAGAAAGCUCCAUCAAGAUCCCGGAGGAGGAAGAUGAGGCUGCUUCUGUCCUUGACGUAAGAUACGCAUCUGCCUCAUGAAAACUGUUGGUAGUUUUGAACACUUGGUAUGGACGACAUGUUAUCCAGAUAUCAGGUAUUACAAGACAUCACCUAGCCAUCUGCAUCACAUCUCUGUGGACAAGCAGCUAUUACCAAAAAAGGCAUACACUUCCAGUCCCGUGCUACAUCUGCCUUAAUUCUUUGCUCGUUCCUCCAUGUUGGCACGACUUCCCAGAGAGCUCCGUUGCAUCUCAUUCUGCCUAAGGGCUGGGGGACCCACGGCCUGCACACCUCCCUCGAGUCUGGGACCUACCCUCCAGUUGGCUCCCCCCGAGCCCCAACAAUGGCAGCUCUCCCAGUCAACAGCUUCAGAAAAGGUAGUCUUGGAAGGCCCAGCUCUGGUCCUGCAUGGCCUGCAGUUUCUGCUUUGUGCAUAGUGUAAUUCUCAGAAGGCCCAGUAGACCUUCUAGAAAAAUUCUCCCCUUCUCUCCUGGGGCAGCCACCUAAGUAAAAUCAUGCUUCUUUGGAAUUCACAAGCCCAUCAGCAGACCCAUCGUCACCUUUGUCAUACCAAGCUUCCUGAUACAACUCCUGUUUCCCUAAGAGAGGACAGAGUUAUGGCUCUAGAUCAGGUGGCUUCUCUCCCCUUUCUCUCUCCCCUAACUCUUUCCCUUUUCUCCUUUCCAAGUGGUAAAAGCUCAUUUGCAGCAGCUGUCCUUGGGCACUGUAGCCUCAUGGGAACUUGGACCUCAAUGCUUUCUGCCUUCAGCCUUCAGCAUUGUAAUCCCAGGAUGAGGGUGCACCCAUCUCUUCUUGAUCCCCAGCUGCCACCAUCAUCCCCGGCUCCGAGAGAUUUGGUUCAUAUCACUGUACCUGGUGCUUGUACAUUUGGAAUUGGUGCCUUCUCCUCUGGCAACCAUGUUAUCAAUCCCUUUUCUGUUCAAGUGUCUUACUUAAAAGUUUAUUGCUUGCCAAAGAUGACAUCAUUGAGGUGUAGCAGAUGGGGAGAGUGUCUGCAGGUUUGAGUGCAGACUUUAAAUGUCAGGUCAGCUCAGUAAAGGAGAAUGGAGAAGCUAGGAAUGGUUUCUAGACGCUGCACACCAGUAGCUCUCAUCCUCUUGGCGUGCCUGGCCAUUGUAUGUCACUCCAUGUGUCCUUUUGUGUCAUUUGUGUACUGGUGUGAUCACACAAACACUAUACCCUGUCUCUUAGCAGCAGAUAGGACAGAGAAGUGACUGGUGAUGCUUAGUGAGACCAAGGUGAAAAGAAACGAUCUACAGAGUGGGAUGUAAUGCCGUUUGUUAGGACUGGGAACAAGCAAAGAUUGCUAAUACAUGUUCUGAGACUUGAGAAUCACUUGCUCUCUUACCAGACUGUGGGCCUGAAGGGCCUGAGGAGCAGCCGGCUGGGCUGGGCUGUGUUCUGGCAUCCAUGGCCACUUGAGACUGCACUAACCAUGUGGAAAUAUCUUUUGUUGUUGUUUUAAUAUUUUUUCUGCUUUCAAUACCAAAAAGGAAAAAAAAAAAGUAGAUGCUUUAAGGUAUUUAAGGUAUGAAUGGAGUUCUUAAGAAUUUAAAAUAUGCAAUUAAAAUUCGAUGUUUUGACUCCUAAGCACCUUCCCCCCUCCCCUUUUUUUUAGUUAGCUGAUUUUCUCUUUAGAAAGAGGUUCAGCUGGGGAUAGGAUGUACAUUCUUCUUGAGAAGUCUGGAGAAAGGUCAUUCCAAGGUCAAGUGCAGAGGGACUUUGUCCAUCCUGUAUCACACCAGCCCAUUGAUGAGGAAGAGUCAUGGAGACGCGUCAGAGGCACAGCCUGAGGUCCCCACCCAGGGACCGGUAUCAGAGUAACACUAGUAACUUUUUUUGUGCUUUUAUCAUAAACCUGCUGUGUAGCUGAAGGGGAAGGAAAGCACGGGAUGAAGUUAGCCUACGCUCUGCGUGUGACUCACAGGGACACUAAGGCACAUGGUAAAACCCUGCUCACCUAGCCUGUUUGCAUGCCCUUCCCUCCAGUGAGCAGAGAGCAGUGCUGAGCUACAGGGUGGCUGCUGCCAUGGCUUUCUCAAUCUGCCAGUGGCUCUGUGUCUAUCUUUGUGCCCAGGCUACUUUCCUUAAGAUGUGUUCCCCCUCGGCAGUGUUGAGACUUGGUUUAUCAUCUCGGAUGGUGUGGCAGACAGAGUGGCUGUGCCAGGCACCAGGCCCGUUCUGUCUUUCUCUUGGUUGUGAGCAUUGUGUGGUAUCUAGCCAUGAAGAGUCCAGUGUCGGGCGGUAUGGUUAUGACCAGCAUAGCUGAUCUUCCUUUUUCUCCAAGGAAAAGAGGCGCAUGCUGUUUUCACUUGGCAGAGGGACGAGAGUGGGCUCUGCCUGGCUGCUGUUGCUGCUGGAAUAGUCUCCAUGUUUUAAACUUUUCAUGACACAGUUCACAGUGGUGUAAGUCCAAGAAACUGCUUAGCUUUCAAAGCCAAGGGCUCUGGUCUGGACUGUGACUGUUACAUGUCAAGAGUUAGGUGCAUCAGCAGGUUAGGUUUGGAACAUGACACCUGCUUCCAAUGGAAUGUCACUUAAGCUUUGGGUUCUUAAAAAUUAUCAAUGUGAAUGUCAUAAUUAUAUAUUUUUGUGGGAAAAUCUUCUAAAUAUAAGUUAUUGUGCAAAAUAUAGUAUCAUGGACACAAAUAAUAGUCUAAGGUUUAGUUUAGAGAUCCCUAAAGAUAUAAACUGUAUUGCAUAUGCAUUAAAAGUUUGUUUUAUUUAAUUUUAUGUGAACAUGUAAAGUGUUUAGGUAAUUCUUUUCCCUUACCCACUUAAACCCCCUGUUACUUGAAUAUUGUGUUGGCUGGUCAGCAGUGUGAUCAAUUCUGUACUCUAGCUCUUUCCCCAGAGGCCCCUCACCUCGGUUGUGCCGGUCAGAUGAGUGUUGGCACACAGUGGGUGCUGUGUCAGAGGUUCACAACAGAGGUUCACAGCACACCCACUGCCUCUUUGUUUAUUUGUCAAAACAGCUUUCUAAAGAAGGUUUCAGAGAGUUUUUGUAAGACCUUCCCAAUGGUGGUCACAAACCUUAAUGAAAAACACAGAAGGUGACAAAGCUUACUGUGGUGGGCUCAGGAAGCAGGAGUCCUGUUAGACAGUUUCCCAGUGCUGCCUCUGAGUGAGCUCAGUGACACUUUAAUUCAGCUCUGCCCUCUUCGUCUUUCUCACUAUGAGAUGUACUAUUGGUAUAAUUGCACACCAAAAAUAAGCCAAACAGUGCAUUACACUAACUGGAUCCCUGCUUUCAUGGAAGCAAAGGAAAGACACGUCUCACGUCUCUGUCCUGUAUGUACACCUAGUGACCCAGGAUUUGAGUUUUUAGCAUCAAGUAAACUUUGCCUCAGACUGACUAACGGUGGCAGGUGUAGGUCAUCUGAGUCUAAUGAGCGUGUGCAAUGCCGUUCCCGCCUCUCCCUGGGUCUUUGCAGCUUCUCCUCACUGUAGUAAAGCACAAUUGCAGGAGCGUUACAGCUCAGAAGGAAGGUCAGUAGUCUAUGCAUGUUGUAAAAUAAUGAGUGUUUACAGUCACCUUCUCUAAAGUGAGCAUUUAUACUGGAGUGGAUAGCAUUCCAUUAUGUAGACUUCAAACUUUGCUAAGUGCUUUUUAGAUUGCUUAAAAUUUUUUCAAGAUUUUAAAAGAUGUAUAAGGUUAAGUUUGCAAAUAUAACGGAAAUGCUGUAUAUCUUUUGAAGUGAUAAAAUCCAUGUUAAAAUUUUAAAGAAAAUAUGUUGUAAUAAUGCUGUUGUAAGUAAUAUUUCCAUGUCUCUCUGCUUGUUUUCUAGUUCAGCACAGUCAUUGUGGUGAAUGUCCAUAGCAUUAUAAUUGCUUAGCCAUUGAAUUAUAAUAUUUGUUAGUGGAGAUUGGGAAAUUUAUUUGUGAAAUUCUGCAGAAUUCAUUUUUCUAUUUCCAAUAUUUGCUGAAGUUAAAUAAAAAUUUUCAAGCCAUUGAUGUAAUAAAAUACGAAACAAAACAAUGUAA